Molecule: messenger RNA, 552 nt
Organism: Eremothecium gossypii ATCC 10895
Lineage: Eukaryota; Fungi; Ascomycota; Saccharomycetes; Saccharomycetales; Saccharomycetaceae
Gene: ARL1
Product: Arf family GTPase ARL1
Exons: 1
Coding region: 1-552 (183 amino acids)
Biological process (GO): vesicle-mediated transport; intracellular protein transport
Cellular component (GO): cytoplasm; Golgi apparatus
Molecular function (GO): GTPase activity; GTP binding
Source: RefSeq, marked provisional
AUGGGAAAUCUCUUUAGCUCGAUGUUCGAUAGACUGUGGGGCGUCAACAAGGAACUGCGGAUCCUGAUCCUGGGGCUGGACGGCGCGGGCAAGACCACGAUCCUGUACCGGCUGCAGGUGGGCGAGGUGGUGACGACCAAGCCGACGAUUGGGUUCAACGUGGAGACACUGACGUACCGCAACCUCAAGCUCAAUGUGUGGGACCUGGGCGGGCAGACGAGCAUCCGGCCAUACUGGCGCUGCUACUACGCGAACACGGCGGCGGUGAUCUUCGUGGUGGACUCGACGGACAAGGACCGGAUGGGGGUGGCGGCGCGCGAGCUGCACACGAUGCUGCAGGAGGAGGAGCUGCAGGACGCGGCGCUGCUGGUGUUUGCCAACAAGCAGGACCAGCCGGGCGCGCAGAGUGCGUCGGAGGUGUCGCGCGAGCUGCGGCUAGCGGAGCUCAAGGACCGCAGCUGGAGCAUCGUCGCGGCGAGCGCGCUGCGGGGCGAAGGCAUCACGGAGGGCCUGGACUGGCUGAUCGACGUGAUGCGCGAGGAGCAAUUGUAG